Metarhizium robertsii ARSEF 23 is the source of this 1014-nucleotide messenger RNA. Its product is annotated as NAD(P)-binding domain protein. The transcript has 2 exons. Bases 1 to 1014 code for a protein of 337 amino acids. The record is from RefSeq and is a predicted model, not a curated record. Lineage: Eukaryota; Fungi; Ascomycota; Sordariomycetes; Hypocreales; Clavicipitaceae.
AUGGACCCUCCAAGACUUGUAACUGUCUUUGGUGCGACUGGUGCCCAAGGGAGCGGCGUCCUCAACACUGUUUUGUCUUCGGUGGACUUGAAAGCAAAAUACCGUCUCAGGGCUGUCACUCGCAGUCCAGACAGCGCCAAGUCUCUGGCUUACAGAAAAAACGGCGUGGAGGUAGUCUGGGGUGAUUUGAAUGAUCUCGAGUCUCUUAAGACUGCCGUCAAGGGCUCCUAUGGCGUCUUUGGUAUGACCGAUUAUUGGUCUAUUCACUCCAAGGACAUCGAAAUGCAACAGGGUAAGAAACUCUUCGAGGCCGUGAAAGCUGAGGGCGUUCGACACUACGUCUGGUCAUCCCUCCCAUGGGCUGAGAAACUCACGGGCGGAAAGCUCACCCAACUGCCAUACUUUGACGGGAAAGCUAUCGUGGAAGCCCACAUAGAGGAAAAUAAAGAAGAUAUGAUUGUAUCCUACUUUAUGCCAGCUAUGUUCUUCAGCUUCAUCGAAAACUUGAUUCGUGGAGGCCAGGACAAUAACCCACACUUGACACUUCCAAUUUCAUCUACGUCUGCGCUCUGGCCAUUUAUUGACCCUCCACGAGAUGGCGGCAAAUAUAUCAUGGGCCUAUUCGAAGCCGGUAGUAAGAGCAAUGGCGUGAGAGUUAACGCCGUAAGCUGCUGGACAACUCCGAGGGAACUUGUUGCAACUUUGAGCGAAGAGGGCGGUAAAAAUGUCUCUCUGAAGACUAUUUCCCCAGAAACAUUUGCUAAAGAUUUUCCUGACAACAUUUCUGGCCAAUUAACGGAAACACUUAUUAUGGCUAUCGAGCACGGGGUAUACGGAAGGGGAGAAGUAAAGAAUCAAGACGACCACGACAAAUGGCUAGUUUCAGGAAGUGACAAGAAAAUUACCCUGCAGGAAUGGGUUCAACAAAAUGGGCCCUGGACAUUUGAAACAAGGAGCUUCUUUGACAAUUUGGCGGCACAGAAAGCCAAUAGUUUAGCAGAAAAUGGGCACUGA